CAAAUCAAAAAGAGAGAAGUAGGAGCAACACACAAUACCUAAAACAUUCAUCGACAAACGCUGCUAGACGAACGCGCCAGCCAACAAAGCCGGCUCACAUGUGUGGGUUUCUCUAAAGUGGGUAAGUUUAUGUUCGUUAUUGGUGCAAAAAAGUUCCAUAGCAUGAACCAAGCUGUAAGUUUGCACUACGACGAGAAGGAAAACGUAGCGACCAUGAUGUCCUGCCCCUUACCUAUGCCAUUACCGAUACCAAUACCUUCAAUACAUAAAACUGAAUUCACACCGGUUCACAUUGGAGUCAAGGUAAGGAUCGAUGAACAAUUACUAUAUAAAUUUAAUCAUUGGGUGAGUCCACACGUUUAUUGCCAAAUGACAACACAAUUACGCGGAAGCGACGAACUUUUGAGUCAAGCUGCAGUCAUGGCGCCCGCUUCCGACAAUAAUAAUCAGGAUCUGGCCACAAAGAAGGCCAAACUGGAUUCGAGCACCGUGCUGGCUGGCGGAAUUGCCAAAGCCUCAAAGGUCAUUCAUUUGCGCAACAUUCCAAACGAAUCUGGUGAAUCGGACGUAGUUGCAUUGGGCAUACCAUUUGGGCGUGUGACAAAUGUCCUGGUGCUAAAGGGCAAGAAUCAAGCAUUUAUUGAAAUGGCCGACGAAAUAUCCGCCACAUCGAUGGUCUCCUGUUACACAGUGAAUCCGCCCCAGAUGCGUGGGCGCAUGGUCUACGUGCAGUUCUCCAAUCAUCGCGAGCUCAAGACGGACCAGAGUCACAACCAGAACUCGUCGGCGGUGCAGAGUGACUAUCGCAUUCAAUCGCCCGCCGGUGGCUCGCCGUUGCCGCUGUGCGCCGCUGCCAAUGCGACCAGCAACAAUGCCAACAACUCGGCCGAGAACAACUGCAGCACUGUGGCCAUCUUGCAGAACAACACGAGCGCUGUGAAUGCCUCGGCGGGCAGCAACAAUACCAAUGCUGCCGGCGGACCCAAUACGGUGCUGCGCGUCAUUGUUGAAACUCUGAUGUACCCCGUUUCGUUGGACAUAUUGCAUCAGAUAUUCCAACGCUUUGGCAAGGUCCUCAAGAUCGUCACCUUCACCAAGAACAAUUCAUUCCAGGCUCUCAUCCAGUAUCCGGAUGCCCACUCUGCACAGCAGGCCAAGUCAAUAUUGGAUGGCCAGAACAUCUACAACGGCUGCUGCACCUUGCGCAUUGACAACAGCAAAUUGACCGCCUUGAAUGUCAAGUACAACAAUGAUAAGUCGCGCGACUUUACGAAUCCGGCGCUGCCACCGGGCGAGCCGGGUGUCGAUCUCAUGCCCACAGCCGGCGGCUUAAUGAAUACCAAUGAUCUGCUAUUGAUUGCCGCCCGUCAGCGGCCCUCAUUAACAGGUGAUAAAAUAGUCAACGGCCUGGGCGCACCCGGCGUGCUGCCGCCUUUCGCCUUGGGCCUAGGCACUCCACUCAGCGGCGGCUACAGCAACGCCCUGCCCAACCUGGCGGCCUUCUCGCUGGCCAACAGCGGCGCCCUACAGACCGCCGCUCCAGCUAUGCGCGGCUACUCGAAUGUGCUGCUCGUAUCGAAUUUAAAUGAAGAGAUGGUCACGCCUGAUGCUCUAUUUACCCUCUUUGGUGUAUACGGCGAUGUGCAACGUGUAAAGAUAUUGUACAACAAAAAGGACUCGGCACUCAUACAAAUGGCAGAGCCGCAGCAAGCUUAUUUGGCCAUGUCUCACCUUGAUAAAUUACGUUUAUGGGGCAAGCCGAUACGUGUCAUGGCCAGCAAACAUCAGGCCGUGCAACUGCCCAAGGAGGGACAGCCGGACGCGGGGCUCACGCGUGACUAUUCACAGAAUCCAUUGCACCGUUUCAAGAAGCCCGGCAGCAAGAACUAUCAGAACAUCUACCCGCCAUCGGCGACACUGCAUUUAAGUAACAUUCCCUCAUCCUGCACCGAGGAUGACAUCAAAGAAGCCUUCACCUCCAACAAUUUUGAAGUUAAAGCAUUCAAAUUUUUCCCCAAGGACCGCAAAAUGGCGCUGCUGCAACUGUCGUCGGUGGAGGAGGCCGUCCUGGCGCUGAUCAAAAUGCACAAUCAUCAGCUGUCCGAGUCGAACCAUUUGCGCGUGAGCUUCUCCAAGUCGAACAUCUAGAAUCCGACCCGCGGUCAGGUUCACUGAACUUGACUAAGUGCCAACAUCAGCCUUGCACUACGGCAUCAGUUCUAUUGGCAGCAGCAA
Drosophila arizonae is the source of this 2235-nucleotide messenger RNA. RefSeq names its product polypyrimidine tract-binding protein 1 heph (gene heph). Gene Ontology annotation, biological process: mRNA processing. NCBI's taxonomy places the organism in Eukaryota, Metazoa, Arthropoda, Insecta, Diptera, Drosophilidae. Gene Ontology annotation, cellular component: nucleus. Gene Ontology annotation, molecular function: RNA binding. The record is from RefSeq and is a predicted model, not a curated record.